This is a messenger RNA of Phialemonium atrogriseum, 3951 nucleotides long. Its product is annotated as lipase. Bases 204 to 3797 code for a protein of 1197 amino acids. Lineage: Eukaryota; Fungi; Ascomycota; Sordariomycetes; Cephalothecales; Cephalothecaceae. The transcript has a single exon. Gene Ontology annotation, molecular function: lipase activity. The record is from RefSeq and is a predicted model, not a curated record. Gene Ontology annotation, biological process: arachidonate metabolic process; diacylglycerol catabolic process.
CGGCUAGAAUCACAUGCCAUUCUUCCCAAACCUAGACGGCCAGCAUACCAGCCGACAAGCAUGUCCUUCGUGAACGCGUCUCGCCUGUUUCUAUUGACUUGAAGCAUCGCUUCUUAAUAUAAGAGAACAGCCAUGAGAGAUCGCUGGCUUACCAGCCAACCCAACCCCCGUUCGCCGCCAGCCCCUGACCCUCUUUACCCAGAAUGGACCUAUCGCCUGUCGAUGACGCCGAUAUGGACGAGCAGUCUUCCCAGCUCGCUGCAGUCCCUGAUCAAUAUGUCGAGACCCAGCUUCCAGAACUGACUCCUGCAAGCCCAGGCAGGACCCUCCUCCCAGCCACCGUGGCCAGGGCUGUGAGCUUUGCCACCAGAUCGACGACUCUCGCCUUGCGAGUUGGGACUCUAAUAGGCGGCUAUAGCUUGGGCGCUGCCAAGGUCACUACACUGUCGAGCCUGGAGCUGGGCCGCGGUAUUAUCGAGGGAAUUCUGAGCAGAGCCGGAAAAGAUGUGACAGCCCGGUCAAGGGGCGAGUUGGGGAAGGCAGAUGCCGAGACGUUGCUUGAACAGAGUCUGGAGAGCCUGCAUCGUACCAUGACCCAGAUCGUCUUCUGGACCGCGACAGGUUUUGAGAUGACGGGCACCGCCGUAUCCACCGUCUCCCAAGUGUCACAGCUCCUUCUCUCCUCCCUGGACCAGUUCUUCGGCUCCACCGAUUCCUCCAGGGCCAUCGCCAGCAUCAUUACCCUGAUCCGGCGAGAGUUUGAGAACCCCGCCACGGGGGUCCAGGGGGAACGAGUCGGGGUGGUGGACUUGGUCAUCGGCCUCUGUGGCCUGGCCUUCUUGCAAGGGUGGUCCCGCCGCCUGAUUGAUGAGGACUGCCGGCGCCUCGGCAUCGAGGAAGUUGUCUGGGACGUGGUUGUUCUCAAUGACGAACGGAUCGAUGUCCACGAGGAGAGUUUAUACGGCAUCCAUGCGGGGGCUGGCACACCCCAGAGCCCAUCCUCAGACAGGCACCUACUUGUUCACUCAGGGGAUCGAAAUAUCCUGGCUACGAUGAAAACCCAAGAUGCAGACGAUAGUGUCGAUGGCGACGAGGACCUCCCCGAGAUCGCCCUCAAAAGGCAAAUCAUGAGGUCAUUACCGCAGGACACCCAAGUCGCCAUCACGACCUCUGUUUCGACUACCAAGACUAUCACAGUUGAUAUCACAGGCAAUCAGACAUUUUCUGUAUCUCCGCCGCCAGGGGUGGAGCUGAUUGAGGAGGGCAGUGGAAGGCAUCAUGACAGCGAACACCAGGGGGGCGGGAGUGCAUCGCCAACAUGUCGAGUGGUCUAUCGGGUGACCCGUAACAAGGAAACUAGCACAUUUAUUCAAGGAGAAGAGAAUUACCAGCCGUCAUCGGGCUUUGUCGAACAAGCUGUAUGCGAUAGCGAGGAUGAGCUGUACCCAGACGACAGAGGAGCUGGCUUGUCUCCGCCGGUUCCUCUCAAGCUUGCCACGGAGAGCAUGGAGCAAGCAAGCAAGCAAACGUCCAGGUCUCACACCUUACCAUCCUCAUCUCGACUUGUCAAGCCAAGAGAUCCCCUAUCUAAGCUGGAUUCAGAGAAUGCCGCAAACCAGAAACGUCCCAGGACACCCCUAACGUCGCCGUCAUCACCAACCACUGCCACUCUAGCAUCUACACGGAGACAGAAUACACUAGUCAAAAGGAAGGAUGAUUCUUCCCAAUCUUCCAAACAGGUCGAAAAGAAAGGCGGGUUUCGCAGCGUCCUUCGGAAGGGUCCUGUUCCGGCUCUGUCAAACCUGCUACACAAGGAUGACUCUACUGGGCCAGGAUCUAGCACAGGUACCCCCAAGGGGAAACAGAAAUCCGCCACAGCCCCUACAAGUGCUUCGAAAGGCAAAUCUAUACAGCCCGGAGGUUCGAGGAAUUCCGCUAUUUCUCCUAUAGCUGUCCCGGGCCGAGCUCAAACUACGGCCUCAAUGCGCCAGGCGACACACGGUCCGCAAAGAAAGGUGGUCUCCGGCCAUCCACCUGUUCCUCCUAUCGUAGUAGACGUCGAUAACCCAUACUCGAGGAGCUCUUCUCGAGCGAGCCAUGUCUCGGUACACGAGAGAAGGAGGGACUCGAUUGUCUCCCAAACGGAUACCUACUCUAUACAGUCGGUCGAUACUUGCAGGCCCAUCUCACCCGCGUUCAAGCGCACAGAGGUGAUAUCCGGAAGAUCCAUGGUUAAAUCCAGGUCUGAGAAGGACGUAACCGAUCCCCGGCUUCUUUCACCACGCAAGCCUUGCCGCCGGGUUAAAUCCCACGCCCACACGCCGAGUAUAUAUACGUUGAAGACCAACGAUUCAGAAACGUCGCUGGUCCCCUUCCCAUAUUACCGGCGCAGUGCCUUCAGCGACGCCGAGGCCUUGGGGAGCCUGCGGCGAUCGGGCAUGGUGGAUGGCAUGUUCCCCAGAUACCAUCUAGUGCGCAACCUCGACCGGUACAUGCGCUUUGCCUCCGCCUCGUACGGGUCCAACUUUCUGAAAUACAUGGGCAUCGCCAAGGAAAUGCACAUCCUGCAGGCCCCCGACGACACGCACCGCGAGCUGCGCUCGUUCGCGCGCCACACCCGGUCCGAGGCAAACAGCAUCCUCCUAUCGUCCUUCGUGGACCCCCAGGGCGGCUCCGACUCGACGGGGUCGACAAACACGGGCGUGCCCCUCGUGCACUACGUGUCCCUGGACCACGAGUCCAAGGCGGUCGUGCUCGCCUGCCGCGGCACCCUGGGCUUCGAGGACGUGCUGGCGGACCUGACAUGCGACUACGACGACCUCACGUGGCGGGGCAAGGCGUACAAGGUGCACAAGGGCAUCCACGCCUCGGCCCGGCGCCUGCUGUACGGCGGCGACGGCCGCGUCCUCAUCACACUGAAGCAGGCCCUCGACGAGUUCACCGACUACGGCCUCGUGCUGACGGGCCACUCCCUCGGCGGCGCCGUGACCGCCCUCCUAGGCGUCAUGCUCUCGGAGCCCGCAUCGGCGGGGACGUCCUUCAUCACCUCGUCGCAGGUGCACAACCACAGGCUCCUCCUCCCAGACGGCACCAGCACCAGCACCAGCACCAGCACCAGCAGUUACCACCACCACCACGUCUCCUUGCCCCCCGGGCGACCCAUCCACGUGUACGCCUACGGCCCGCCGGCGACGAUGUCCUCGUCCCUGUGCGCGGCGACGCGCGGCCUCGUGACCAGCGUCGUGCACGGCAACGACCUGGUACCGCACCUCUCGCUCGGCGUCCUGCACGACCUGCAGGCCGUCGCGCUCGCGCUCAAGACGGACAACAGCGACGCCAAGGCCGAGGUGCGCCAGCGGGUCUGGGACGCCCUGCGCACCGGGCUGGUUGGGCAGUGGUACGGUGGCGGUGGUGGCGGUGGUGGUGGUGGUAGGCUCCCACCGUUGGAUGGUGAUGACGAUGACGAUAGGUGGGCGUAUGCUGCCCUCAAGGUCCUCCGCGCGAGCAUGAUGAGCCACAAGCUGCUGCCGCCGGGGGAGGUGUUUGCUGUCGAGAGCUCGACUGUGCUGCGGCGGGACGCGUUCCUGCGUGGGGAGAAAGGGGGUGACCGGCGGCAGCCGCAGCAGCGGGACCAGAACCUCGGCCGGCCGGCGAAGAGGGUCGUGCUCAAGUACGUCAGGGAUGUGGAGGAGCGGUUCCGCGAGGUCGAGUUCGGGACUAGUAUGUUGGCCGAUCACAGCCCUGGGAAGUAUGAGGAUGCGUUGAAUAGCUUGCGGUUUGGGGUCUUGGAUUCGUGAGCGGUUGGGUGUUGGGUUUGGGUGCGUAGGUUAGAGAGAUAGUGGAUUGGGUAACGGGUUUGAUACUUAAAUUUGUGAGUCGUUGGGUGUUGGGUUUGGGUGGUGCUUAGGUUUGGAUAGAUGGUGCGUUGGCUUACGGGGUUGGUAGGAAGCA